Molecule: messenger RNA, 2876 nt
Organism: Eupeodes corollae
Lineage: Eukaryota; Metazoa; Arthropoda; Insecta; Diptera; Syrphidae
Product: transmembrane protein 164-like
Exons: 5
Coding region: 705-1499 (264 amino acids)
Source: RefSeq, a predicted model, not a curated record
GCAUAGUUGCAUUUAUCUCUUUCCCGUUGCAAGUGCAUAAACCUACGAGUCAAAACGUCAAAAAUGUGUAAUGAAGUAGUUUUAUUAUUUCCAACAUAAACUUUACAAAACCAUAACCAAAAAAAAACACUCAUACGCCCAGGUGACCGAACAAUAAAAAAGUGGAUUUGUAUCAGUUCAGAAAUGCAAUUCUAGGCUUAAAGGACAUCAGUGAUUAUUGUGAUUGUGAUUAUUGCACAUUAAGUGCAUCUUUCGGUUUCUGUGGUUUGGUUUAUGUUUUUGGACAGUCGCCAAUAUUUCUUCGAAUGUGUAUAUGAUAUAAUUGCAACAAAUUUUCUUCAAGCUAAGAUAAAAAUCUCUGUUCAUCCUGUGGGUUGAUGCUACUUUUAUUUUUGUUUGUGUUUGUGAAAAUAAAUAAAUCAGUUCAGUUGAAUAAUUUUGAGGCAAGCAACUUUCUAAAUGGAAUCACGAUCUGGUCGGAUAAGCUGCCACAAAAUAAAUAACAGCACACAGUAAUUGGAAAAAACUUCCAUAGUAUAAUCAAAUGUUGCUACAAUUUACAUUAAAGUUACAACUCUUCAUCUAUUUAAGCUGGAUGCAAGAAAGAUCCACACAAAUUGCGAACUUCCCUUAGCUGUAGAUUGAAAAUCUAUAGAAACUAUAAGAACUUUACACAAACUAAAAAAAAGACAAACAGAUCCAUUAUGGAUUGGACAUGGGCUGUUCGUGGAGUGACCCAGGAGAUACCACGAAAUGCCGGUCUAGAAUGCCUUAAUUACAUGACAAAUCGUCGUCGUACCAUUGAGUCGAUAUUCGUUACGAUAUUAUGCCUAAUUGUUAUGCGAUGGGCCUACAGACGUAUGGAUUGCAUCGAAUUACCCUCGAAACCACAUCAACCACAUUCAAUCAUGAGACUCUUCCUGUUAAUCCUUAUGAGUUUUAUAUUUGGAGUCGAAUUUGGAUUUAAAUUGGCCCGAGAAUCUGUGAUAUUCGUUUUGAAUCCUUGCCAUGUGCAAACGAUAGUCCAAGUAUACCUUUUGGCAGCGAAGCCGAGUAAACUAACAAUAACCUUGUUUAGGAUUCAAAUGAAUUUCUUAAAUGGGCCAUUUCUGGCUUCUUUGUUUCCUGAAAUCGAGAAUAGAACUUAUGCGUUUCAGAAGUGUACUUUCUGGAUACAGCAUGCAUUGUUGUACUUUAUACCGGUUUAUAUUUUAAGAAGUGGUGCUUACAAGUCGGAGAAAUUGCUGGAUUUCAAUUGGGCAGCAAUAAGUAUGGCGAUAAAUUUAUUAUAUCAUUUCAAUUUUUUGGCUCCAAUGUCAGUGCUAACUGGAGUCAAUUUGAAUCAUAUGCUGUGUGCAGCAAUUGCUGAUCCCUUCCAAGGUGAAAACUAUCGAGUAUUUGCUGUGAUACAUCAGUCAAUUCUAUGUCCUCUCUUAAAUAAACUCACCUUCCUAAUGUUUGCAAAAUCAGACGAAAAACUUGCAUAUCUCAAAAAAUAACACACAAGAAGUGGAAGCUCUCGAGCUAACUAUAAUACCGUCUACCAAAACCGAUUAGUAUUAUUAAAUAACUCAAUUCGUAAUUUAUAGUAUAGGUUUAGUUUAGUAAACAUUAACAAAACAAAACAAAAAAUAAAAUAAAACACCAAUAAUUAAAUAAUUAAUAAAAAUAACUUAAACCUGCGGUAUGGACAAAAUAAAAAAACAAUGUUAAGGCCAAUAUACGUAAUGUGCAUCGUUAAAGAGAAGAAAUUAUGGAAAUUUAAAAAGCUUGUAUAAAUAAUAAUUAUAUGCAUAAAACCACUGUUAAUACACAAAUAUUUGCAUAGCUUAUGCCAAAAAUUAAAAAAAAAUAAACGUUUCCGCGAUAAUUUUUCGAAAAACAAAAGAACAAAUAAAAAGUAAAUCAAGCCUUUUAUAUAACUCUGCCAAGAUUCCAACCAAGCAAAGCUAAAACCAUAGUCUGCACCAAAGCACUACAACAACUAGCCUACUUUUGCGGAUGCUUAAGGUUCUUAAGGUGUACGGAAGACAACAAUGGUUAUACCAUCAAUAUCAAGCUGAUAAGCUGAUAUCUCAGCUUCUUAUGGAUUUUGAUAAAAUCAAAGGCUUUGAUUUGAGCAAACAUAAACAAUUAAUAAAAAUGAAUUUUGUAAGCGAAAGUUGUUUUAAAAAUUGGGGCUCAAUUAUUGAAUUAGCCCUCGUGUAUAACAUGUUCAAUUAAAAACUAAAAUAUAACUUGUAUAGCAGCCAGAAAAUAAAAACAAAUUCCAACAUUGUGAUUGUUAUGAACUUAAAAAUGUAAAACUUAAAAGUAAAUGAAUUAAAAUGUAAGUAGGUAAAUAUAAAACAAUUAAAAUUAAAUAGAUCAAAAAAUGUUGCAUAUAAAAUCAAAAAAUGUAUUUGAUUACGCAAUUUGGAUCAUGUUGGUUAUAUAACAGAAAGAUAAAUGUAUGUAUAUAAAAACAAAAAAGUAAAUUUUGAAAAAAAAUAAAAGAAACGCCUUAAAAACCUUUCUUGAUCCUGCUUGUUUUCAAUGCAAUAUGUGAUAUACAAAUAAUUAUGAAAAAUAAAAUUAAACAAAACAAAAAAAAAAACAUUUUAACAAAACUUACCUGCAAAUUUAACUGGACUUGAUAAAAAAAAUACCUUUUGGUUUCCAUUUUUUUAUUAUUAAUUUUUAAAAAAAUCUUUAAGCUGAAAAAUCUUCAAAAACUGUCAAAAUAUAUGAAUAUCAUUUUCAAGACAAAACAACAACAACCAAAACAAAAUAAAAAAAAACACGCUUGAGCUAAUUUUUUUUCUCAAUUUAUUUAUUAUGAAACCUUUGACGAAAUAUUUAAUAAAGUGCUAGUUAAAUUAUACAACACAAUUAAA